AUGAAAAACUUUGUUUUAUGUGUUGCAAUGGUGCUGCUGCAAUUGUCAUAUGCUGCAUCAGUCAUCCUCGUUAAAAUUGCCUUCGCGAGGGGCCUCAAUCAAUUUGUCUUUGUAGCCUAUCGACAUACAAUUGCCAUGUUUUUAUUAGGCCCCUUUGCUUAUGUACUCGAAAGGAAACGGCGCCCUUCACUUUCAUAUGGAGUGUUUGCAAAAAUAUUUUUGCUCUCAUCACUAGGGACUACCAUUUACUUUAAUGUUUUCUAUUUCGGUUUAGCAUAUACUUCUCCAACCGUAGCCUCUUCCUUGAACAAUGUUAUCCCUAGUUUGACAUUUCUCAUGGCAGUUCUUCUCAGGAUGGAAAAGGUGAAGAUUAGAAGUGCUAGUGGUCAAGCAAAAGUACUUGGAACAAUUAUCUGCAUUGGUGGAUCACUUGUUUUUACCUUCUGGAGAGGAGGGUAUCAGUUGAAAAGCUUUGUAGACGGGCCUCUGAUAAACAUCUAUAGUACCGAGCUGGGUUCUGUUGGAGAGUUAAGGCACGGCCAAGAAAACUGGCUCAAAGGCUCUUGUCUUAUUCUCAUUAGCACCAUUGCAUGGAGUGGAUGGCUGGUUCUCCAGGGAAUAAUAUCCAAAGUUUACCCAGCUCAACUGUCACUGAAUGCUUUGAUUUGCUUCAUUGCAUCAUUGCAAUCUUGUUUGCUUGCGCUGUUCUUUGCUCGAGAUCCUCUUUUGUGGAAGCUGGAGUGGAAUGUGCAGCUUUUAACCAUUAUCUACUGUGGAAUUGUGGGCACAGCGCUAUCCAACUUCACACAAACAUGGUGUAUCAGCUACAAGGGACCAAUUUUUGCUUCAACGUUCACUCCACUGUGCGCUGUCAUUGUAGCAAUAUUUUCUGCAGUUGCUUUUGCAGAGAGACUUCACUUGGGCAGCUUGGUGGGAGCAUGUCUUAUCAUCGUGGGUCUCUACAUUGUACUUUGGGGCAAGAGGACAGACAAUUUUGUGACUGGAAAUGGGAAGGAUAAUGAUGGUAUACUGCUGGGGAUUUCUGGAACAACAACUGAUGAUAAAUCCAUCUCAAGACCAGCACAAGUGAAGCAAAAUGCUGAGAGAAAUUAA
Messenger RNA from Durio zibethinus, 1113 nucleotides. Its product is annotated as WAT1-related protein At5g64700-like. Lineage: Eukaryota; Viridiplantae; Streptophyta; Magnoliopsida; Malvales; Malvaceae. Gene Ontology annotation, molecular function: transmembrane transporter activity. The record is from RefSeq and is a predicted model, not a curated record. Gene Ontology annotation, cellular component: membrane.